Molecule: messenger RNA, 687 nt
Organism: Penicillium manginii
Lineage: Eukaryota; Fungi; Ascomycota; Eurotiomycetes; Eurotiales; Aspergillaceae
Exons: 1
Coding region: 1-687 (228 amino acids)
Source: RefSeq, a predicted model, not a curated record
AUGUAUACCGACCUCUCUUCUUUCUACCCUUGCUAUGCGACUGACCGCAGUUUUUUAAAACUUAGGGUUUCCAAAAAUACCACCCCGUCCAAGGUGGCCAAACAAGCCACCAAGGCUACGACCCCGAAGCGACCCGCCACUACUAACCCGCCUCUUUCGCGCCUCAAUGAGCAGGACAUUCGUACGCUGUGGUUCUCGUUCCGCAACAAUGGCGGGACCAAGGUAAACAUACCAACGCUUGCUAUUCAAGCGUUUAUUGAUCUUGAUUCCCCUCCGGUCUUUUACCAUGAGAAAUUUGCUGAUUCUUUUAUGACAAUACAGAAUCCAAAUUUUGAUGCCCUGGGAAUGGAACUAGGAGUAUCAACUGCCGCAGCCAGAUGGCGUUUCUACAAGCUCAAGGCAAUCUUCGAGGGUGAAUCCGGGUCUCCCAAAAACGCAAAGACUGCCACACUCAAAAAGAAAACCAAGAAAGGUUCGAAGAGAAAACUCGGUGAGGAAUCCGAUGACGAGUGUGCAGCAAGCUGGAUCUUGAAGUCCGACGGGGACUUUGAUCAGAAGCCCGAGACAAGCGUCAAGGCCGAAACCCGGGCCGAUGUCAAGAAAGAGCCUGGUCUUGAUGUCAGGCCAGAGUCUGACACCCUUUGUAAGGGGCACUACGAUCUGACCAUGGAGUACGACGAUAUCUAA